Molecule: messenger RNA, 885 nt
Organism: Sordaria macrospora k-hell
Lineage: Eukaryota; Fungi; Ascomycota; Sordariomycetes; Sordariales; Sordariaceae
Source: RefSeq, a predicted model, not a curated record
AUGGGGGACACUAUUGAGAAGCCAGACUUCCGACCCAUCUUUAACCCAACCAAGCAGCGCCCGCUUGGAUCUCCUCCGCCUAGGGAGACUAUUAUCAAAGAUGCCUUCAGACUUCGCACCCUGAUGGCCAUGGGCGCCCUCGCCCAGAUCGUCCUCUUCGCCAUCCUGCCCUACCGUUAUGCUGUCGUUCCCGCCUUGAUCUUCGUUCUCCAGUCCAUCGGUUCGACCAUCGGCCAACUGCUCUUCUACAAGACCAACGAAAACCCGUUCAUGACAGGUGUCGUCCAAGGCCUCACCAGCGGCCAGCCUCCCUCGUGGGAAACCGGUCGCUACCCCAACGCACCCUGCUCCAGCCCCAUCGUCGUCUUCCACCUCGGCGUCUCGUACAACCACCCGCUGGGUCCCGCCUGCCCUGGCGGUAAGGAAGUCUACACCCAUUUCAUGAACAUGAUCUCGGCCAUGAACGAGAAGAAGGAGGAGUAUGGCCUCUUGGGCAUGUCCAACUGGAAGCAGACCAAGCGCGCGACCCACAACGCCGGCCUGGUCGUCAUGUACUUCAAGAGCGUCGAGGGACUGCACAAGUUUGCGCACGACAAGGAGCACCGCGACGGCUGGGAUUUCUUGCACGCGUUCCGCAAGAAGGGAUACAACCACAUCACGGCGCUGCACGAGACCUUUGAGGUGCCCGCGGGUGCUUGGGAGUCGAUCUACUUGGAUUCGCCGCCUAUCCUAAUGGGAGAUACGAGCAUCAAGGUUACGGAGAAGGAUGGGAGCUCGACUUGGUAUAAGAGUCUUGUUGAUGCGUCGGUGAGGCCGUUGACGGGCAUGAUGAACAGGAUGGCGAGGGGUAAGGCUACUGCGAGGGAGAGUACCUAUGCCUAUUAG